AUGCCUCUGGAGGCAAUCUGUCGUUGGCCGGCACGCCGAGAGGGUCUCUGCACCAUAUGCUUGACGCGCUGCCCCAAAGGGCCCCAAGGCGAGCUGUCGGUAUUCACGUCAUGUUCGCUGCAACGCAAUGGGGCAGAGAUAGAUGACGAAGGAGAGCUGGAUAGAGAUGAAUCCGGGGUUAUUCUAUCCGCUGUUGCGUGCCGGCGGGGGAGCCCAGAGGUGAUGCGAACUCUAGAACGAAACCGGACGCUGCGGUUCUUGAUUGCGAUAGGUGAAGUUUCUGACGGGGCAUAUGGACUUUCGGUAUGGGAAUCAUCUGCGGCAGACGAGCUUGUCACGGUGCUCUGUAUGCUGCUCAUCAGCGACUCUGGGACAUUGUCGACAUGGCAGAAUGUGUGGGUAGGCGAAAGGAAAGGUCGUAGGGGAAAGAGUCGAGGUUAUGCUCGCUGGCCUUUACCAUUGGCGGAGCUGUGGCCCAAGGAGAAAUUUUUACUUUAUCUUGCCGUCAACGAGUCGUAG
This is a messenger RNA of Guyanagaster necrorhizus, 519 nucleotides long. RefSeq lists its product as uncharacterized. The record is from RefSeq and is a predicted model, not a curated record. The transcript has 3 exons. NCBI's taxonomy places the organism in Eukaryota, Fungi, Basidiomycota, Agaricomycetes, Agaricales, Physalacriaceae. Bases 1 to 519 code for a protein of 172 amino acids.